AUGAGCUCGGCAGAGCUGGUUGUCGGAGACAGGCCCCUUUUGAACAACGAGGAGAUGGUGUCGAAGGCGAUUCCAGGUGCAGAAGCUUUGGCUUUCCUCAGCAUCAAGCCGGUGAACUGCUCAUGCGCCUCCACAUCCGGCUGCGAGCGGGAAGAUCUGCGCGUUGUGAGCAUUUUAGAAGACUAUGGACCGUUUGGGCAACUAGACCGGGUUGAAAACCUGGCUUUCACUGACUGUAGUUUUUUGGUAUGCGUGACAAUUCCCAACAGUGUUUGGGCGAUUGGGAGACACGCCUUCAAAGGUUGCUGCUCACUGGCAAGUGUGACCAUCCCGAACUCUGUGCAGGAGAUUGGACCUUUGGCCUUUCACGGAUGCAGAUCCCUUGCAAGCGUGACCAUCCCGGAUUCCGUACACUCGAUUGGCAAGAGUGCCUUUUGCGGAUGCAGCUCGCUUACAAGCGUGACCAUCCCCGGCCCCGUGACUGAUAUUCUAGAAAAUACCUUUCAAGAUUGCAGCUCGCUGGAAAGCGUGACCAUGCCCAAUUCUGUGACUUGGAUUGACGAAAGUGCCUUUCGAGAUUGCAGUUCCUUGGCAAGUGUCCCCAUCCCCAACUCUGUAGAGUUUAUUGCAGGCAGGGCCUUUUGCGGAUGCAGCUCGCUUACAAGCGUGACCAUCCCCAAUUCUGUGCUUGAGAUCGGUGAAAGUGCCUUUCAGGAUUGCAGUUCCUUGUCGAGCGUUACCAUCCCAAACUCCGUAGUGUAUAUUGACGAUGGUGCUUUUCGCGGAUGCAGCUUGCUUAUAAUCGUGACCAUCCCCGAGUCCGUGAAAAGAAUUCGACCAAGCGUCUUCCGAGAUUGCAGCUCCUUGUCAAGUGUCACCAUCCCCGACUCCUUACGGGAGAUUGCAGAUAGUGCCUUUCGCGGAUGCAGCUCGUUUACAAGCAUGACCAUCCUCUUCCAAGAUCGCAGCGUCUUGGCAAGCGUGGUCAUCGAAGAUUCGGUCCCUGAGGUGAGUGCUGCUUCCUUGGCAGACUGCAGCUCGUUGACAAGUGUGAGCAUCCCCAACUGCGUGAGAAAGAUCGGCCAAAGUGCAUUUCAAGAUUGCAGCUCGCUGGAAAGCGUGACCAUCGCCAAUUCUGUGACUGUGAUUGAAGAAAGUGCCUUUCGAGGUUGCAGCUCCUUGGCAAACGUCAUCAUCCGCAACUCUGUAACUGUGAUUGGAGACAAUGCCUUUCGCGGAUGCAGCUCGUUAACGAGCAUGACUAUCCCAGACUCUGCAACUCGGAUUGGCAAGGAUGCCUUUGCUGGCUGCAACUUCGAACCUAUUUGCAGGGGCGCUGGGCAGGAGGCCGGGGAGUCCCUGAAUGCUGGAGCUGGCGGGCUAUAUCUGUGCACCACCAUGUAG
This is a messenger RNA of Effrenium voratum, 1404 nucleotides long. The record is from the annotation of a GenBank genome assembly. NCBI's taxonomy places the organism in Eukaryota, Dinophyceae, Suessiales, Symbiodiniaceae.